Messenger RNA from Bactrocera neohumeralis, 584 nucleotides. It is a transcript of the gene QIL1, whose product is annotated as MICOS complex subunit MIC13 homolog QIL1. Gene Ontology annotation, biological process: cristae formation. Gene Ontology annotation, cellular component: mitochondrial crista junction; MICOS complex. NCBI's taxonomy places the organism in Eukaryota, Metazoa, Arthropoda, Insecta, Diptera, Tephritidae. The transcript has 2 exons. The record is from RefSeq and is a predicted model, not a curated record. Bases 149 to 496 code for a protein of 115 amino acids.
ACAGCUGUUUUAUAUUGCAAUUCUUUUAAAGUAUUGCUGGAAAGGAUAGGGUAACUCGUUAAUCCCAUAGGAACUGAUAGGAUUUUGCAAAACUGUCUUAACACAAACAACUCCCGCACCAACUUAAAUUCUGCUAUAUUACUUAAAAAUGAUCGGCUUUCUUGUACGAGCCGGCAUUAUUGUUGGUGCUGCAUAUUACUCGAAGAAGCUGGGAGUAUGGGGUAGCCCAGAAGAAUCGGAAAAGCUAUACAAUGAAUUAAAAGAGAGCAUUCGCCCUCACGCAAAAGAGUUGGAAAAGAAAUUACCUUUUGAAGUUCCAGCGUUACCAGAAACCGGAGAAGCACGUUUCCUGGCUAAGCAUUAUUAUAACGAAGGAGUUAAAAGCACAUUCCACUUUAUUGAAAUGUUGCCAUGUUAUACGGGUCAAUUGUUGCACAAAGCUAAAGUGGAAUUCGAAAAAUUCGCUACUCCCCCAUCCCCUAGUACUGAAAAGUAAAACUUUAUUUUUUUGUAUAAAAUACUCGAUGUUACAAUUUCUAUUUAUAAAAGCUAAUGCAAAUUAAAUAAAAUUAUGUAAAAACGAA